Punica granatum (pomegranate) is the source of this 2762-nucleotide messenger RNA. The record is from RefSeq and is a predicted model, not a curated record. NCBI's taxonomy places the organism in Eukaryota, Viridiplantae, Streptophyta, Magnoliopsida, Myrtales, Lythraceae.
AUGGAUGGCGUGCCAUCUAUAAUAAACAACCUGACAUUUACUUGCAUCAAUGAGGAGGAGCACAUCCACUCUGCGGGGAUCUUGUAUGGAGAUGACCCUCUGAAGCACAGUUUUCCUUCCUUCAUUGCCCUGAUAGCUUUAGCUCAGAUUGCUUCUCAUGCCAUCUACUUCCUUCUCAAGCCCCUGAGGCAGCCGAGAUUCGUCUGCAGUCUACUAGGAGGAAUUUUCUUGGGGCCUACCGUAUUGGGACACAACAAGCGAUAUUUGAGCUUAAUGUUCACGGGGAGAGAUCGCAUACUGCUGGAUGUGACGAGCAAUCUCGGCCUCACAUACUUCUUGUUCCUGACCAUGGUGAAAAUGGAUGCGCCCAUGACCCUGAGGACCUCGAAGAUUGGCUUGGGUAUCGGGUUCGUGAACAUAAUACUUCCCGCCUUAGUCAGCUUCAUUCUGUAUGGCCUAGCGCCGCAAGUACUGAAUGCAAUGAACGGAAAAGCCCCGGUCAUGGCCUGUUCCUUCAUCCUGACACACUUUCCAAACGUGGUCCCCGUCCUGGAUGAGCUCAACCUGCUGAGUUCUGACGUAGGGCAGAUUGCACUCACUUCCUCGGCUGUGAACGAGGUCCUUUCAUGGGCAUCCUUGCCAAUUGCGAUGGUACUCCAAAAUGGAGAAUUACGCGAAGGCUUUUUUAUAUUAUUGUCCGUCCUGGUUCUCAUAAUACUGUUCUUCCCGGUGCGGCUGACCCUGCUCAGGGUUGCCUCGAGAACCCCGGAGGGGAGGCCAGUGAGUGAAGUCUACAUCUCCAUAAUACUUCUCGGAACCCUCCACUCGCUGUUCAUAACCAACUCCGUCGGGUUAGUUUUCCUUGGAACUAUGCUUUUCGGACUAGCGAUACCAAAAGGACCACCCUUAGGUACGACCUUAGUUGAUAAGUCCGAGAUCUUUACCAUGGAGAUUCUCUUGCCCCUGUUUUACCUUAAUGUCGGCUUACACACGGACAUCUAUUCGAUACAAGACUGGAAAGGUACCCUCAUAGCCCUGGCCCUCUCAGCUUUUGUCACCUUGUUCAAGUUCAUUGGUGCUUUCCUACCAGCAGCUGUAUACUACAAGCUUCGGAUUCGACAGGCUUCCAUGCUCGGCCUUCUUCUAAACGUCCGGGGGGUAGCCGAACUCAUCUUUCUUCGUCGCUGGAGAGAACGGAAGGUAAUCUGUAAUUAUGUUUGUGUGUCUUAUACACUCUCUGUUUUAGAUGACCAGUCAUACACGGUAAUGGUGUUAGCAAACUUGGUGAUUACAGCACUCUCGGUGCCUCUGCUCGAUAUCUUGAAGCAUCAGGACCGUAUGAGUAUACUUCCAACAAGAGACUCGGAAUUGAUCCAGAAAAGUUUGCACAGUUCGGAGUUGCGCGUGGUUUCAUGUGUUCACGGCGAAGAAAAUGUGCAUAGCAUCAUUACUCUACUAGAAGCUUCGAACCCCACGCCAUUUAGCCCAAUAUGCGCAUAUGUGGUGCACCUGGUCGAGCUUGUUGGCCGCGCCGUCCCCCUUGUUGUCCCUUAUGGCAAGCAUAAGAAGAUGCAUAGGACCAAGAGCACAGACCACAUAAUGCGCGCUUUUAAUAAUUAUUCUAGAAGUUCAGAUGGCACGGUGACCGUAAAGCCAUUUACCAUCAUUGCACCAUACAAAAGCAUGCAUGAGAACAUCGGUAACCUGGCUCGAGGUCAGGCUGCGCAUCUUAUAGUUGUCCCCUUCCAGAAAAGGCAACAGGAUGAUGUUAGAGAGGUCACAUACCUACGUAGUUUAAAUCCAAACAUACAGGCUUCAGCUCCUUGCACAGUUGGGAUACUUGUAGAUAAUGGCUUUCAUCACCGGGCUAGAUAUAGCAACUCUCUCUUUAAUGUAGCCGUAAUAUUCCUCGGAGGGCCAGAUGAUCGAGAGGCACUGGCAUAUGGCACCAGAGCUUCGGGUCGUGAGGGGAUCCAUAUAACAGUAAUCCGGAUCCUCCUAAAUUCUUUGUGUGCCAAUAAUGACCAUGAAGACCAAAAAAAGCUCGAUGAUGAAGUUAUCAAAGAAUUCAAGAUCAAGAACGCCAACAAUAUGAGCGCGGUCCAUUGUGAAGUGGAAGCAGAGGACAACGUACAUGUAGUGAACAUAGUCAAGUCUCUGGAACUAAAUUAUGACCUCGUGAUUUUGGGUCGUCGACCAGGGAGCAGACCGAUAUUCAGGGAAGAGAUGCUCAGUUUCACCGAGCAUCCAGAGCUCGGAGUUAUUGGUGAUAUGCUCGCAUCAGAAGACUUAUGUGGAGGGGAGACUUCCAUUUUGGUGAUGCAACAUCGUUCGUAUAGCUAGAGUUCAUUAGCUCCGACUUAACUCCAAAGGCAAAGAGACUCUCCGAGCGAUUCUUUAACUCUUCAGAACUUAUGGGCGAGAAGGUCUACCAGCGAUUCUUUACCUAACUCUUCAUAACCUAUGGGUGAGAAGGUCAUCGUAGUUGGUAAAGGACGGGAGCCUUGUAAAGCUUGCAAUGGUCGAGGACGCAUACUUAUACAGCUAUCAGUUGACGGAUACGUCCGAUUUCCAAUCAAAUGUCUGGAAAUGCUCUGUUCCUAUCUCACGAGGCAAUCCUCGGGUCUCCUGGCUCAACUAGGACCCUAGUUAUUCUGCUCAAGAUCGAGAAAAUUCUGUCUAGUCAGUAAUUCCCUCGUCAAUUUCAAAUCUCGGAAUUUUUGAAGCCCUUCGUAUUUGCAUCUCCCACAAGUCUUAGUCCA